Molecule: messenger RNA, 966 nt
Organism: Parnassius mnemosyne (clouded apollo)
Lineage: Eukaryota; Metazoa; Arthropoda; Insecta; Lepidoptera; Papilionidae
Source: the annotation of a GenBank genome assembly
AUGCAUACGGAGACUGUAGUGUACUUUUGGCCAGUGGUUUUGAGUCUGAUAUACGUUGCGGAGGCGGGGAUGAUUGGUGAUCAGUGCGACUGGACUGGCAGUGGUCUGACGUCGUCCGCGGAGCGCGGCGUGACGCCAGUGUACCUGCGGUGCCGCGAGGGUACCGUGUCGUGGCUGUACCCUCGAGGCGCACUACGACUGCUCCUGCGACCGCCCCUGCCUGCCGACGAGCGGGACUUCAACGUGUGCCUGCGGGUCAUCCGACGCCCCGACCCGCCAGAGUUCUUCCACGACCUGCACUUUAACUACACAGAAAAGGCAGAAAGAUUUCCUGCUCGCAUCUUCGUAGAAGGUGCGCGAAAGCUAAUUCCUCUGUACGCACCGGACGACGGCGACCCUCGCGAACUUCGGUGUUUCCGAAGCAAGCGCGGCAGAGCCGCACUGUACGUGGAAGCUGAGCCUGAAGAGGGACCUAAGAGAAGAGUGGCGACUUUUAAAUACGAAGCACGGCCAUUAAUAACGAGGCACUACGACCCCGCCACUGCAGAUUGCCGGCCUUGCUCUGAUUCGGAGCUUGAGUUGGCAUUUUGCACCAGCGAUCUAGUGUCGCGAGUGCUGAUCGUGGGCAGCGACCAGCGCGAGGAUCUCGACAGCACGCAACUUACGCUGCGGCUCACUAAAAUACUGCGCGCCCCUGUGCUGGACGUCGACACUGAUGACCUCGCGCACGAUAACGAUUAUUAUAAAUACUCUGUGGACAACGAGGUGGGUGGGGGGAGCGGCACGCUGGCGCACGUGCAGGUGUGGCGCGGGUGCGGCGCGGCGGCGGGCGCGGGCGAGUUCGUGGCGAUGGCGCGGCGCCGCCUCGGCCGCCUGGCGCUCGUGUGCGCGCCGCGCCUCGCCCACUGGCGCGCGCUCGCCCGCCGCCGCGCGCCGCACGACACGCACUGCGCGCUGCGACACUGA